AUGGCUGCUAACGGAUCCAUCAUUGUUUCGAAAACUCUGACGACCAUCUCUCUCGACCGUUUGAGAGGUGGAGAUGAGACGGAGAGUCAGAAAUUACUUGCUGCUUGUCAAGGCCAAGGUUUCUUCUAUCUCGACUUGAGCAGCGACCCAGAGCUAUGCGCGUUGUGGGAAGGCAUGCUAGCAAGGAUGAAGACCUACUUCGAUCAGCCACUUGAUGUCAAGAUGCAGGACGCCCGAAACAGUGACAACUACGGAUACAUACCUGUCGGCACUGAGGUUGGAUCCAAGCCAGAGACCAAGGAUGGCUACGAAACUCUCAAGUUUUCCCGUCGAGAAUAUCUGAAGGGCUCGACAGACCUCACCACCUCUGUUCGCUUCCAAUCAGACUACUUCUUCUCCUAUACCAAGCAGGUGCACGCCAUCACGCUUCUGAUCCUUGAGCGUCUCUCGUCCGAGUUAGGUUUGACCGGUUCUUUGCGCUUUGAGUCCGAUCACGAGGACUCCAAACCCUCUCUUUCCACGCUCGUCCUACUUCAUUACCCCAAGCAUGACGAGGCUACCGCACCUACGAAUGUUGGCCAUCUCAAGCACACGGAUGUCAGUUCACUCACCAUGGUGCUUACCCAACAGUGGGGUCUCCAAAUCAUGUCUGCUGAGACUGGACGUUGGGAGUUCCUUGAGCCCCGGCCCAAACACGCCAUCGUCAACGUCGGUGAUUUUCUGAUUACUGCUUGA
Aureobasidium namibiae CBS 147.97 is the source of this 735-nucleotide messenger RNA. Its product is annotated as Clavaminate synthase-like protein. The coding region runs from base 1 to 735 and encodes 244 amino acids. The record is from RefSeq and is a predicted model, not a curated record. The transcript has 3 exons. NCBI's taxonomy places the organism in Eukaryota, Fungi, Ascomycota, Dothideomycetes, Dothideales, Saccotheciaceae.